AUGAACGAAGAUGACAUAGUAGGGGAUAGCGAAUACUCAAACGAGUUUUCGGAUGACGAUGGUUCAAAUGAAUUUAAAUCUGACAAUGAAAAUGAGGAAAAAAGUAAUAAGAGUGUGGAGGAAAAUAGCAAUUCAGAGGACGCAAAUAAUAACGAGCAAAAUGGGAUAAAGGGAGAAAACAUAUUUUUUAAUAUGAAAAAAGAGACAAUAAAUAUAAAUAACAAACAUAUAUGUAAUACUAAAAUAUUAAACAAUGGUAAUAGCCUAAUUAUAUCAGGUAAUGAUCAUAAUGUAAGAAUAUAUGAAUUUAAAAAUAUGAAUAAAUAUGAAAAAAAUUAUGCAAAACUUAUAAGUUUAUCAGAAAAUUCUAUUGUUAAUAGUUUGGAUAUAAAUAAUAAUUUCAUUCUUUUGGGGUAUGGAUAUAAAUGUUAUGUUUAUAAUAUGAAAUGUGAAUUAAUUAAGAAUACAAUUCGAGGUGAUAUGUAUAUUACUGAUGUUAAUAAAACAAAAGGGCAUAUGAGACAAAUAAAUUGUUGUAAAUUUCACCCCAAUAAUAAUCAUAUAUUUAUAAGUGGUUCAUUAGAUAGUACAGUAAGAAUAUGGGAUUUAAAAAAUGAAAAAAAUACUUAUGGUAUCGAUAAUGAGUUAGUACAUAAUCAAUGUUUAAAAAUUGUGAAUGAAAAAAAUAUUAUGAAUAAUAAUGUGUUGUGUUGUGAGUUUACCAAAGAUGGUAAUACAAUAUUAAUAGGAUGUGAGAAUGGGCAAUUAGAUAUUCGAAAUAAAAUAUCUAAUGAUUACAUGUAUAGUUAUAGAUCAGAUUAUAAUAUGAGUAGUGGCAAUAAAAAAGGGUUAUGCCAUAAAAAUUCUAUAAUUGAUAUAUUAACUUCGAAAAAAAUGGAUUAUUAUUUUUUUACUAGAAGUUUAGAUGAAACAAUAAAAUAUUGGGAUCGGAGAAAUUUACAAACCCCAAUUAAUACAAUAGAAAAUGUAGAUACAUUUAUUUCGAAAAGUAACAUGUCCUUUUAUGGAACUGGGGAGAAAUAUUUAGCAAUUGGAACACAGAGGAAAAAAGCAGAAAACAAAAUAAACAAUAGAAAUGAUUUUGAAAAUACGAUAGAUUUAGAGGAGCAUGAAAACAAAGAAAAUGAAAUAAAGAAGGCAAAAAUGAAAAAGUAUACUAUGGACAAUUAUAUAAAAGUAUACAAAGGGGAAGAAGAUAUUAACGAAUAUCUAAAUGAGAUGGCUUCAUUUGAUAAUAAAAUAAAUAAAAAUAUAGAAGGUGCUCUAAAAAUAUAUGAUAUAUCAAGUUGUAAUUUUAAUAUGGUUUAUAAUGAAAUAUAUGAGGAUUGUGGAAUUAUAUCUGCAUAUUAUGAUGAUACAAUAAAACAACUAUUUUUAGGUACCACUAAUGGUGAUUGUAUAAUAUAUUAUGAUGAUAAUUCUCGAAAUGGAGUUUUACAAUAUAUUAACAAAGAAGUAAAUGUAACAAAAAGCGUAGAUAAUUCAUUUUACGUAAAUACAGAAAAUAUAUUUAAUAUGGAUAAUAUACCUGAGGAUAUACAUAUUACUGAAUCAGGAAAAGUUAUAAUUAAGAAAAAAAAUAAAAGAGUAAAAAUGAAUCCAACAAUUGGUAUGCAUACUUCAAAUGCAUAUGAAAAGAAAAGACACAUUGAUCCAUAUUCUAAAUAUAUUGUAAAUACAAAAGAUGGAAAAAAUCCUUAUGAAGAUAAAGAUAAUGAAAUUAAAAACAUGGAUGAAGAAGAAGAUGAUAUUGUCGACAUAUUAAGAAAAAGAGAGCUAAAUAAAAAAGAUAAUGACUAUUUUUUAAAAGCUUAUCAAUAUACUCAACCCAAUAAAGUAAUUGAUUACUCCUCAGGAGAUGAACAAGAAUACUCAAAAUUUUUGACUAUGCCAAAAUGUCCACGAUGUGGAAUUAAAAACUGCGUUUGUGGGUACAUGAAAAGUAAAGGGAAAAAGUGA
Plasmodium vinckei vinckei is the source of this 1980-nucleotide messenger RNA. Its product is annotated as WD repeat-containing protein 70, putative. The coding region runs from base 1 to 1980 and encodes 659 amino acids. Gene Ontology annotation, cellular component: site of double-strand break; nucleus. Gene Ontology annotation, biological process: regulation of DNA double-strand break processing. The record is from RefSeq and is a predicted model, not a curated record. The transcript has a single exon. Lineage: Eukaryota; Apicomplexa; Aconoidasida; Haemosporida; Plasmodiidae. Gene Ontology annotation, molecular function: protein binding.